Emiliania huxleyi CCMP1516 is the source of this 1143-nucleotide messenger RNA. RefSeq lists its product as hypothetical. The transcript has 2 exons. Gene Ontology annotation, molecular function: protein binding; protein-lysine N-methyltransferase activity. The record is from RefSeq and is a predicted model, not a curated record. Gene Ontology annotation, biological process: peptidyl-lysine monomethylation. The coding region runs from base 1 to 1143 and encodes 380 amino acids. Lineage: Eukaryota; Haptophyta; Isochrysidales; Noelaerhabdaceae.
AUGCUCGCCGCGCUGGCUCUGGGCCCCGCCGCUUUCGCCACUCCUGCUUCGAGCCAUUCGUGCACUCAGGAGCUCGCAAGCUGGAUCAACGCUCACGGCGGGCGCGUUCACCUCGGCGCUGCCACCGUGGCCGGCCUGCGAGGCCUGGUUGCUCAGCGAAGCUCGGCCGUGGGAGACGUUCUGCUCGAGGUGCCACUGGAGUGUGUCCUCUCCACCGCCGGCGACGGCGCGCCGCUGCCGGCAGAGCCACCACCGUGGACCGCGUCGCUGCCGUGGAACGUCCAGCUGGCGCUCAGCGCUCUCGAGCGGGAGCGGGACGAGCACUGGCGGCCGUUCCUCCAGAGCUGGCCUGCAGAGUCGCCGGCCCUCCCGCUGCUCCUCGAGCCCGAGGCGCUCUCCGCCGCGCAGGACGACGCGUUCGAGGCCGACGCCGACGCAGCCUGCUUCUGGCUGCAUGAGCAGUACCUCGAGGCGUGCGACGCAGCAGAGGCGGCGGGCCUGGAUGCGCCCGCCGAGCCCGCCUUUCGGCGAGCGCUGCAGCUGGUGUGGAGCCGCUGUCUCCGCCUGCGCGCGGGCCCGCACGGCACACGCAGGCUGCUCGUCCCGAUGGUAGACCUGGCCAACCACGACGGCGUCGCGCCCGCCGCCCUCUUCGCCUUCUCUGCCGCGGGACGCCGCGGCGCGUGCGUGCGCCUCUACGCCGCGCGCCCUCUGGAAAAGGGGGACGAGGUGACAAUCACGUACGGCGACCACCCGAACGCCCACUUUGCGAAGUACUACGGCUUCGUGCCGCGCCACAACCCGCACGACACCGUGUCGGUCGCGCUGCCGCAGCUGCUCGAGCUCUCGGGCGCCGCGCCGCCCUCCGGCGCCUGCUGGGUGGAGACCAGCCAGCGGGUGGCUGCCCUGCUGAGGCUGGGCAGCGCCGGCUGUGUGCUCUCCGCACGCGCCGUUGACGCGCCGCGCCUGCUUCGAGACCUGCGCGGCUCGAUGCUGCAGCUCGCGGUCGCGGGGCCGAGUGGCGCGCCGGCUCGGAUGCGCGCGCUGCAGCGCCCGCCGCCCCUCUACCCGCACCUCGAGGCGCUCCCUCCUGGUGCGCUCGAGGCGUGGGCGAGCCGGGCCGCGAGCCGGGCGUCAGAUUAG